GGGAGUUGGCCGUAGCGCGCAGGCUUCCUGAGAAGGGAAGGUGGGUGGUAGCGCCCGGGAUGGAGGCGGCUGCUACGGUCACUUGAGCCGCUUCCCACCCCCGCCGUGAAUGGAGUCUCCCUCCCGCAGGUGCAGCGCUGCAGGGAGCCGGGCGGCCCGCUGAGACGCGCCCUCCCGGGAGCGGGGCCGCUGGUUCCUCGAGAGGGUUCUCCUUAUACAAUGGAGGAGGGAUGAAUGGCACAACCCAGAUGAUGGAUUUUCUGGAGGAACCUCUGCCUGGUGUGGGUACCUAUGAAGAUUUCAAUACUAUAGACUGGGUGAGAGAAAAGUCCAGAGACCGGGACAGGCACAGAGAGAUUGCUAGUAAAAGUAAAGAGUCAACAUGGGCUUUGAUUCACAGCGUGAGCGAUGCCUUCUCUGGUUGGCUGUUGAUGCUCCUCAUAGGACUGUUAGCAGGUUCUCUAGCUGGUCUGAUAGACAUCUCUGCCCACUGGAUGACAGAUUUGAAAGAAGGGCUGUGUCUGUCAGGCUUCUGGUUUAACCAUGAACACUGCUGCUGGAACUCCAAUGAGACAACUUUUGAGGAUAGGGAUAAGUGCCCAGAGUGGGAGAGCUGGUCACAGCUUAUAAUUGGCCAUGGAGAGGGGGCAUUUGCAUACAUUCUCAAUUACUUCAUGUAUGUUCUCUGGGCCCUGGUAUUCUCUCUCCUUGCAGUGUUGCUGGUCAGGGGAUUUGCACCUUAUGCUUGUGGCUCAGGAAUCCCAGAGAUCAAAACGAUCUUGAGUGGUUUCAUCAUUAGAGGCUAUUUGGGCAAGUGGACCCUGAUAAUCAAAACUGUUACCUUGGUGUUGGCGGUAUCGUCUGGCUUAAGUUUGGGGAAAGAGGGCCCUUUGGUGCAUGUAGCUUGCUGUUGUGGAAACAUCUUGUGUCACCUUUUCACCAAAUACAGGAAAAAUGAGGCCAAGCGCAGAGAGGUUUUGUCAGCUGCUGCAGCUGCUGGCGUGUCCGUAGCUUUUGGUGCACCAAUUGGAGGGGUAUUGUUUAGUCUGGAAGAGGUGAGUUAUUAUUUUCCCCUCAAGACUUUGUGGAGAUCUUUCUUUGCCGCCCUGGUAGCAGCGUUCACCCUGCGCUCCAUCAACCCUUUUGGAAACAGCCGUCUGGUUUUGUUUUAUGUGGAGUUUCACACACCUUGGCAUCUUCUGGAGCUUGUGCCAUUCAUCCUUUUGGGAAUCUUUGGUGGUCUUUGGGGAUCUUUCUUUAUUCGCAGCAACAUUGCCUGGUGCAGAAGACGUAAGACAACCAAACUUGGCAAGUAUCCUGUGCUGGAAGUGCUUGUUGUGACUGCCAUCACGGCUGUUCUGGCUUUCCCCAACGAGUAUACCCGUAUGAGCACCAGUGAGCUGAUUUCUGAGCUGUUCAAUGACUGUGGGCUCCUGGAUUUCUCCAAGCUCUGCGAGUACGUGAAUGACUUCAACAGCACCACAGGGGAUGAUCUGCCGGACCGAGCCGCUGGCCCAGGAGUCUACACAGCUAUGUGGCAGCUGGCUUUGGCCCUUAUCCUAAAAGUCUUCAUCACCAUAUUCACUUUUGGCAUGAAGGUCCCUUCGGGUCUCUUCAUUCCCAGCAUGGCGGUUGGUGCCAUAGUAGGCAGACUACUAGGUGUAGGAAUGGAGCAGCUGGCUUAUUAUCACCAUGACUGGACUAUCUUCAGUGGCUGGUGCAGUCAAGGGGCUGAUUGCAUCACUCCUGGCCUUUAUGCAAUGGUUGGUGCUGCAGCAUGUCUAGGUGGAGUAACCCGUAUGACUGUGUCGCUGGUGGUUAUUAUGUUUGAGCUUACUGGUGGACUGGAAUACAUUGUUCCUCUAAUGGCCGCAGCCAUGACUAGCAAGUGGGUGGCAGAUGCAAUUGGACGGGAGGGCAUCUAUGAUGCCCAUAUUCGUCUCAAUGGCUACCCCUUCCUAGAAGCCAAGGAGGAGUUCUCGCACAAGACUCUCGCCAUGGACGUAAUGAGGCCCCGCCGGAAUGACCCUGUUCUGACUGUCCUCACACAAGACAGCAUGACGGUAGAGGAUGUAGAGGCCAUAAUCAAUGAAACCACUUACAGCGGCUAUCCGGUGGUGGUGUCCCGGGAGUCCCAGAGGCUGGUCGGAUUUGUCCUCCGGCGAGAUGUCAUCAUUUCAAUUGAAAAUGCCCGGAAGAAGCAGGAUGGAAUUGUGAGCACUUCAAUUAUUUAUUUCACUGACCACUCUCCUCCACUGCCUCCGAGCUCCCCGUCCAUGCUCAAACUCAGGAGCAUCCUGGACCUCAGUCCAUUCACAGUGACAGACCAAACGCCCAUGGAGAUAGUUGUGGAUAUAUUCCGCAAGCUGGGACUGCGCCAGUGCCUCGUCACUCACAAUGGGAAACUACUUGGGAUCAUUACCAAAAAGGAUGUAUUAAAGCACAUUGCACAGAUGGCUAAUCAAGACCCAGAUUCCAUACUCUUCAAUUAAAAACAGACUAAUAAGUAUUGGGUGUUUAACACAAAAACGAAACUUUAUAAAAGACCGGGGAUUUUCUCUUCUAUUUUUAUUAAGAAACUGGAGCUAUCUUCAGAGUUUUCCUGUAUGGAGCUGAAGAUAAUCAUGUUUUUUCUACAAAAUAACCAAUUGCACUACGUAAUCUGUGGAAAUUAAUCUUCUCUUUAGAAGAAAAGACUUUAUUAUAAUGCUUUUGUGAAGUUGCAUUGGAAAGAUUCCAUGAAGGAGUAAAAGCAAAAUGCUACAGAAUUAAAUCUGUUCCCUUAUUUUAUUUGAACUUUGAUAACUAAUGUUGGGAGGGGAAGAAAAGACAAUCUAGUUUUAAGUCUUCAAAAGCCAUGGAGGAGAAGGAUGACUUUUGCACACAGCACUAAGAUGCCUGAGAAAGAGAUGAUCAUAACUAAGGGCCACAAUUCCCAGACAGCUGCUUGGUGAAAACACAAAUUUGAUCUUUUUUAGGUUUCUAAAAGCAAUCAGCAAAAUGUUAAGGGGGCUUUUUGAGUUCUGUAUUUGAACCCAAGGUAAAUCUACAUAUUCCUGCAUGCAGUGUCCAGCUAAAUGAGGACUUGUUUUGGAAGCUCUGCUUCUAAUCAGAGUGAAGCUUCAUUUUAGACUUCUCUGAAUGUAUUAAGUUACCCUCUGAUUUGCUCGUUAAAAGUACCCAAAGGGAGAGCAGAAGGGCUCACUGGUUAUAUUCUUGCAACUCUCCCCUAGUUGGCUAAGACCAUGGAUUUCUCCUCCUCUCUAAUAAGCAAUGAAAGGGUUAAGACAGAGUGGUGAGUUAUUGCCCAAGUUUUACUGCACUCCUUCCAAAUGAUCCCUGAUCAUGUUACAGAUAUUGCACAACUGACCUCUUUCUUAAUCAGCAGUGUCUUAUGUUGAAGGGUAUGUCUAUUUUAUUGGAGUUUCCCAGAUCCAUAAUGUUUACAUGUAUGCAUAUUCUGUUCCCUUUUUCCAUGCCCUUUACUGUGCCAAACUCAGGAUGGAAUCCUGUCUCUGGGAAUGAGUAACACUGCCACUUUAUGCACGUUCUCCAGCUGCUGUCUGUUUUAUUACCACCAACUAUGCAAUAAAAAACCCUUCCUGAUCACUCCAGCAGGAUAAUUUAUAACCUGGAUGGUCCUUUCCAAUUCUGUUUGUCCCAGAUUCUAGCAAAUUGAAUCGGUGUCAAUUAAUGAGAUCACUUGACCGUUUACUGAUGCUUUCCAAGUACAGAAAUACAACCAGAAACCAGCCUGUUCAUCUUAGCACCCACUCCAGAUCAAUUUAUAGACAUGGCUAAGGAUUAGCAAUGGAAUACAGAGCUGCCAUUCACCUCUGACUCACCGAUUUGAAUUCAGGGAAGUGGCCAAAAUUGACUGUGCACCAAAUACUUGGCCAUUGCUUUUGGCAGCUCAACUAUCAAGCUGCCUAUGAGAAAUGAGUUGUGUUCUUAGUCUAGCUCCUGAUGGGCAAUUAUUGGGCCAUUAAAACAGGCAUUACAUUUAGCACAAGUUGGCCAUUUUGGGGGCAGUCUUGGCUAAGGACCUUGGGGACUGAAGUCCCCUCAUCCUUAGACGAGGUCCAUUCAGAGUAGGAGGCAACGUGGGAAGUUUACACCAUCUAGGUUGCCUUUGAUAAACCAGUUUUAUGGAUAAAUCAGACUUCCAUGAGCUCUAAAAGUUCACUCCAGUGUAAAUCAACUGAUUUCUGUUUGAAGCACAGAACAAAUAUUUUCAAAGCCUCUCCAGCAGUGGGCAGGUGUCACCGCUGCUUCAGCAUCCUAACAAACAAGACAACAGCAGCUGCUACUCAAAUCAUAUUGAAUAGAAGUCAAGUCUGCCGACCAGAAUGUUAUCACCACAUUCAGUAUCUUCUGCGUGGAAAAUAAAAGCCUUGACUUUGUCUUCAGCAUUUCCUGUUCAGCAGGAGAGAGCUGUUUGUUCCCUCUUUUACAGGAGGAGUGGAAAAUGUUUGCAAUUCAGAACAAGUAGGUUUUAAAUUCUGUUAUCCUCAGCUCUAUCAAUGGGUUGCGCUUGGAGUCUCGGUUUGUGCUUGAAACAACUGUUUUGUCCUGCUUUCCAAGUGCUGUCCCUGAUUCCUCAACAAACUAAUGCUUUACGUGCCCAGUGUUUGUAAAGAACACCAUGAAAAACUAUUUUUGGCUAAAUUAUAAUCAAGCCUGCACCAAACAAACAAAUCUAUCUCAGCCGGGGAACAAAUGUCAUGUCGUGUACCCCAUGCCAUAUUCCUAACAUAGAACUUUGUUCCCUUCUCACACUUCCAUUCCAGGAAGAGACAAAUGGCUUUACGUUCACAUUUCUUGUAAUUUCCUUAGGUGUGGAAGACUCAAGCUCUCAAACAUACACACAACCAUGGUCCUAAUUUAGUCUCUUUGAGAGCUGUUAUCAUUUGGACCUCCAUAUUUAGAGAGGGUUUAAAAUGGCUUGUAAGAGUGCCCAGUCCUGUCAGUAUGUUGUAUUCAAAUGGAUUCACCUGUUGGGUUCCCGUGUCACGUGGGAAAAGGAACUGCUGUUCAAGCACACGGUGGGCCACGGGGAGGAGAUGGAAGGAAAAAACAGCAGCAUGGAACAUCGCAAUGGGCUAGUCCAGUAUCAACCACGGCCUUGGCUCAUGUUCCAAGGAGAAUGGGCAUCAGUCUCUCUUUUCCCCCACUGCCAUAGGCGUAUACCUGUUGAGUAAUAAAAACUAACCAGGAUAAGUUAAGGAGAGGAAAGGGUUUUGCUGAAAUGCUGCUCACUAAAUAAAAUUUAUAGCACUAAAGGGCUCUUGGACUUAACAGCAGGAAAUAUCUGCCUGGCAUCCAUACAAGAACAAGGUGUGAGCCGACAGAUUGUUAGAAUCUUGCAGCGUUUCAUCCACCUUAGGUGAGUUUACUUUGGAUUGCAGACUGCACCAGCUGGCGUCCUAGGGGAAGUUUGCUCACUGCAUUACGCAGUAGAUUCCUUUUGGUUCCUAAAGGCUGAUGUGGUUGCCCAAUGUGGGUGGUACAGCCUGCAGUGGAUCCUCAGUUCUGGGAGACCCUGCUUGAUAAGCAUUCUAUUGAUAGAACUGGGUGGAGGACGGUCUAUGGCAUCACAAAAGGAGUGGAAAAGAUCUGGUUGUGUUGGCCUUACACAAAGUUUGGUAUUCCUCCCAAAAUUCAUGGGUCAGGGUAUUUAGAGCCCCAAAUUGAUGGAAGGCUAAGGUGGUGGUUUAUCAUAAUGGUACAGAGCAAAUGAUGUAGGAAGAUGGUGGUAGGAGGGACUUAAAGAC
This is a messenger RNA of Trachemys scripta elegans, 5774 nucleotides long. Its product is annotated as H(+)/Cl(-) exchange transporter 5. Gene Ontology annotation, cellular component: early endosome; Golgi apparatus; synaptic vesicle. Lineage: Eukaryota; Metazoa; Chordata; Testudines; Emydidae. Gene Ontology annotation, molecular function: voltage-gated chloride channel activity. The record is from RefSeq and is a predicted model, not a curated record. Gene Ontology annotation, biological process: transmembrane transport; chloride transport.